GGCCAUUCUUACUCCAGGAGGCGAGCGCGCCGGUGUCUUGUCCAGCACGAUGAGGAGUUGUCGCGGUCACCCGAGGCUUUGACUAAGACAGUUGAGCAGUGAAUGUGACCACAGUGUGAUUACAAGCUAAGCGCUACGUGCUUCUCAGAGUGGAUUAAAUACAGAUACGUUCAGGAUGUGGGCGAGCGCGUGGCCGCUGGUGCUGCUCGCCGUGGCGGCAGGCCUGGCGCAGCACUCCGACGACACUGCCACCACCACCUUCGUCACCGAUGUCGACCUCGCCGCCGUGACGGAGGCGACAACAAUCAUCCCCGACGUCCCGAUGACCACCGUCGUGCCGGUGGUAACGAAGCCCAACGCCUCGGGAGUGCCCGUGGACGAGCUGAUGAUAGUGGCGAAGCUGAACGGCGCUGCGGACGGGGCAGCCGCCGGGCAGCAGGACACCAGGGCCAGGAGGCUGCUCGUCCCCGGGGCCGUGGUCGUCCCGCUCGACCCCAACACCAGGCUGCCGCCGCCCUCCACACUCCCCUCGCUCGACGGUGACGCAGAGGAGGACUUCAUGGAGGACAUGCAGGAGAUCGAGCAGGGCUCGGACAUGGUCAUGGCGGAGCGCUCGGCAGCACCCGUCGCGCCCGUGCCGCAGCACCAGGAUCAGGAAGACGUGUUGUCGUUGUCGGACCCUCUGCCUCUCAACCACAAGAAGUCGCGGCGAGACUUCUCUCCCUCGGACACCAACAGCCUGGCCGGCAAGCAGCACCGUUUCGUCACGGUCGCGCCACCCGAACAAGAUAUCGAGAAGAAGAAAUACGAGCGCAUGAUGGCCAAGCUCCCGGUUAGAGACUACCCAGGCUACAACAUCACGGGCCGCGACAAGCCCUUGAACGUCGUCUUCGUGUUCCCGCGCGUGUCGGAGGGCAACCAGACCCGGCCCAGGGAGCUGGAGGUGGUGUUGGUCUUCCCCCAAGCAAACGCGUCCACCGCGGCCCCGUCGGCAACUGAAGCCACGACAACGUCAACUUCUGUCCCGUCAGUGUCCGUCGUCGACGAGGCCCCGGGAGUCGACGACAGCGACGACAAGCUGGAGUUGGCUUCCGAGAGGAAGGAGACCCGGGAGAGUGCCCCGAGCCACCUCACAGCCAACGACAUCACCAUUGUCCCCAGCAAGGCGACGUCCACUGUUGCGACUCCCACUACAUCGGAACCCACCACAGCCGCAACGACCACGAGCCCCUCUACCUCCACAACCACCCCAAGCACCACGCCGGCCCCUGUGACCACAACUUCCACCACCCCGGUUCCCACCAGCACGACGACCGUUGCCGUGCCCACGCCCAUCCCCGCCUUCCACCGUUGGAAGCAGGAGCCUGGUGCGUACCGUCAGGACAUCUACAAGAAGUACGCCAACAAGUACGCCAGCAGCCGUCCUCCACCCGUCUCCUUCUUUCGAAAGGAAAACGCCUCGGUGGCGACACGAAGGACCGGCGACGACGACGGCGAUCUAGACACGGGCGCGAGCGAGGUGCGGCACGCGGUCAACGAGGCGCCCUGGGCCGCGGCCCGACGGCGCGCCCCCGCCCCGGUGUACAUCCCCGCCCGCAUGCACGCCGCGCGGCCGCCGCCGCACUUCCCGUCGCUGCCGCCUACCGGGAUGCAGCCCAUGCUCAUCGUGGUGCCGCCGCUCGCGGCCAAGGCGAUCAACGACACUCUGCCGACAGCUGCCGAGUCAGCGACCCUGCCGGAGAUGAUGCCGGAGACCCUGCCGGAUGCCAUCUCAAUCACCCCCGAGACGUCCACCCUCGUUCCGAUCACCCCCGCGCCGGCCGUCCUCGUUCCAGCUGUACCAGUAUCCCGCGGCCACGCACGACGUGGUCGACCCCGCCACUUCAACGGCGGCCGCGGGCGUGCAUCCUGUCGAACAUAA
Molecule: messenger RNA, 1921 nt
Organism: Frankliniella occidentalis (western flower thrips)
Lineage: Eukaryota; Metazoa; Arthropoda; Insecta; Thysanoptera; Thripidae
Product: mucin-17-like
Exons: 7
Coding region: 176-1921 (581 amino acids)
Source: RefSeq, a predicted model, not a curated record